Symbiodinium necroappetens is the source of this 3096-nucleotide messenger RNA. Lineage: Eukaryota; Dinophyceae; Suessiales; Symbiodiniaceae. The record is from the annotation of a GenBank genome assembly.
AUGCACGCGCUUUCCAGCGGUCUCUUGGCCGGCUUCAUGAGUGACGAAAAGAGCCUGUCCAUGGGCGCUUUUACCCUCUCAGGUCUUAGCAGCAUGGGCUCUGCAGAGCAGGCUGGACCGGACGCUCUUGAGAGUAUCGUGCCUGCAGCUGGCGUGGCAGGAAAUAUCCGUGCCCUGAGCUGUGGUAUCGGUUCUGCUUGGCAGGCGACGGCUGUUCUGAUGACUGCCAACGCACGGGCCAUCAGAGAACUGCCCAAGGACCACUUGGAGUAUCUGGAGUCGAGUGCUGAGAGAAAGGUUGGCGAGGAAGUGACCGAAGCUGCCCUUUCUCGGCCAGAGCUCCAUAGCGUGCUUCCUCUGAAGCCGUUGUCGGCUGAGAUAGAAGAUACGAGCAACGACAAAUGGCAGGUGGUGAUGAAUAGAGUGAUGGUGAAAGCAGGAGGGAGAAUGGCUGCGGCCCUCGUGUCCACGACGUCGGCACCUCAACCCCAUGAGGUCUUCCCUGCCAGCUCGGUGAUCGAGCUCUGUGGCGCAGCGGUGCUGCGCACGGCGGAGGACCUCAACUCCGAGAAUUGCGGCGAGCUGGAGCAGGGACAGGCAUGUUUUGUUCUGGGCCACGGCACUUCGCCAGACAGCCGGCGGUUGCAGGUCUACGUCAUCGGCAAGGGCUUGCGCGGCUGGAUCAGUUGCGUGGCAAAGUCCGGGAGGAAGCUCGUGACGAUGAUUGGAGCUCCAGGCUCGGACGUUGCAGCCGGUGCUGCAGGCGAGUUCCAAGCCAUCGCGGGUGCAGCCGUGGCCGGUGCAUACGCAGGCUCCCCUCGGUCUGGCAGUGUCUUCAGUGCCGCGCCGGCCAUGCCGAUGGUCACACAGCACAGCCAGUCCUCUGCGUGCACGCCAUGCCAAAGUGUUACCCCUGCCAUGCCCAUGCCGGCCGUACCAGCAUGCGGGACAAUGCGAAGCAAUCACUCGGCCUGUGUUGGUCAAGCCAUACAGAGCCAGGGUGCUAUGCCCGCGAUGCCCGGAGUUGGGACAAUGCAGAGCCAAAGUGCGAUGCAGGCAUGGAGCCCGGCAGCCGCGGUGCAGAGCCAAGCUUCAAGCUACUCAGCAAGCAGGUGCCAAGUCGACAUAGCUCCCAGGAGUUGCGGCUUCUCGGCAGCUUCCGAUGCCCCGGAGGCGCAGGGCCGCGGAAACGCCGUGCCCCCUGCGGCCCGGCUGACAUUGGAAAGCUCCAGCACCGUCAACUCGAGCAGCGUGGGCCAGUUCCCACCAGGCUGUCGAGUGGCCGUCCUUGACGAGAUGGUCAUGCGAGCCGAGGAGUCCCUGAAGAGCGAGCAGCUCGCCGUGCUGGAGGAGGCGUCAGGCACUCUUGGCUGGAUCAGCUUCGUAGCGCAGUCCGGGCGACCCUUGGCAUUUGGCCCAGCCAACGAAGUGAAAGUAGAAGUGAAAGGUCUUGGCUUCCGAGUGGCCUUGGCGGCUGCCGAGGUGGCCCCCCCGGCCUUUGCUGCGAUGCCAUCCAACCGAUCGCGGUCCACGAGUGCUGCGGGCAUCGGCACUGCGUCAGCGUCGAUCUUUUCGGCACAGGAGGCGCCCGUGGAGCACGGGGUGUCGAUCCCGAUGCCCGCGACGGGCGUGGCCAGCGUGGCGAGCCGGGUGAGCCGCGUGUCGUAUCACCCACAGGUGAUCACGCAGGAGGUGGAGCCAGCGGGCAAGCAGUGGCUACGGCGGCAGAAGGCACAGGACCUCCGCGAGGAGGCGCCCAAGAGGUUUCUGGUGGACAAUCGCUUGCUCCAUGCGGGUACGGAGGGCGUGAACUAUCGUUUUUCGAAAGAUCUGGAGGACAUCGACUUGAGCUGCACGGCUUUGUGGGGCUCCGUCGUCGAGGGCGUGGAUGAAGGGGACGGCUGGCUUUGCGUCUCCGGCGAGCUUUACCUGCCCAUGCAGCUGGCGGGCGUGCCUAUCCUCACAAUCGAGGAGUCGCCCUGGGCGCUUGCAGGGCUGCAGGUCGUGGAGGCUUUCCCCAUCGGCAGCGCGGUGCUCAUGCUCGAGGCAGCCAUUAUGCGGGCUGCCGAGGACCUUCGGAGCACAGCAAUCUGUCAGUUGGAGAAGGAGCAACAGAUGCAGAUCCUUGGCCACGGCGCAGGCGCCCGGAACCGCAGGCUCUUCGUUCAGGACCCGGUGUCUGGGCAGGACGGUUGGAUCAGCUUCGUCUCCCAGACGGGAAAGCUGCUCGUGACACCGUUGGAUCAUUCUCCCGAGCAGAUGCAGAAGGUGGCAACGAUGAUUACCACCCGGCAGCAGCUGGAGAGCUUUGAUGGCCAGGGGGCAUCCGUGUCCAUGGAGGUCGCACAAGCUCAGGAGGAGCCAGCUGCCCCGGAGACACAACAAGCCUUCCUCGUCGACAACCGGGCUUUCAAGGCGGACUCCGACGGUGUCGGCUACCGAGCUUCUCCUGAUCUGGAGGACAAGGUGGUCCCUGCUAGAACAGCCUUGUGGGGCACGGUGGUUCACGGUGUCGCCGACGACGAAGGAUGGCUGAGGGUCGGCGCCUACUACCUCCCAAUGGCCUUGAAGGGCAUCCGGGUGCUGACCCCAGAGGCCGAAGCACCAAAAGCUCAUCUCCCGCAGCUCCCGGGCUUCGCACGAGGAGACUGGGAGUACAUCUGCAUCGACCCGAAGGGUGCGAGCACCUACUUCCAGCCCGGAGCGCCCUCGGAGUCUGGCCAGGCGUCCUUUUUGAGAGGGCUAGUGGCGGCUAGUGAGCGGCUAGUGCCUGGUUUGGGUUUUUAUCAUCGUCUCAGCCGGGCCGGAGUUGAGGCGUCUCAGGUACUCUGGCUCAAGCUGCGGCCUGUUGACUCUUGGGCUUACUCAGCAUGGCAUGCUCGACGCGAAAGGCGACAACCGGCACGGGCCGUGGCCGCAGGCGUGUUGGUGGCAGCUUCGUGUUUGGGCCGCUGCGCCGGAGCGCAGCGCCUCUUGCAGCGGCUCGGCUGCCAGCAUGAUGCCGCCGGAGAGAUCGGUGAUACGGUGAUACAGCCGCUGCGGACCCGAAGCUGUCACCACAAGGCCAUCGGAAGCAUCAGUGCCCCAAUGUUGUGA